AUGGGAUCGUCUACUUCAAAAGCAGCCAAAACAGCUGCCGGCGCCGCUAGACGUCAAUAUCCCCAGCGCGUCUCACCUCCGCCAACGUCCAACGCCCCCUCCGCACCCCCUCCUCCAGCAGGCCAACCUACAGCUCCAGGUCCAACUGUACAUCCUCGAUCACAGGCCAGCAACACACGUGAUGAAUCCAUCAACCUCGAUGCCUCUGACCCAGACUUUGCACGAUCCCUCCGUUCUCUCGGCCCAGUCCAGCCCAGCUCAACUCUCUCGAACUCAUCAACCUUCAGUCCCUCACCAUCUCCCCCAUCUCAAGGCCCUAGAAGCUCCCCAAACCAGUCACAUCCACAAAUCUUCCCCGACCCUAGCAAGAAUCCUGCCCUGAUGGUAUUGACCGCGCGAGAGCGUCUACAGCAGCAGGCGGAGGUCGAAUUUGCGAAGACGGGGAGGGGCCAUGGAGGGAAAAGCUUCCUGGAUGUUUCUACGAUACGGCAGCUACUUGUACUAAGAGAUGAAAGGGGGAUGGGUGGAGAAGAGAUUGAGAAGAGGUUGGGGCUGGCAAAUGGUGUGGUGGGGAGACUGGGACCGAGGGGUGUCGUUGGAGACGUGAGAAUCGGGAAAGUUGACAAAGAUGACGCUGGAAUAUAUGGAUGA
Messenger RNA from Letharia columbiana, 651 nucleotides. RefSeq lists its product as uncharacterized. Lineage: Eukaryota; Fungi; Ascomycota; Lecanoromycetes; Lecanorales; Parmeliaceae. The record is from RefSeq and is a predicted model, not a curated record. Bases 1 to 651 code for a protein of 216 amino acids. The transcript has 2 exons.